Messenger RNA from Cololabis saira (Pacific saury), 699 nucleotides. RefSeq names its product ligand of ATE1 (gene liat1). Bases 99 to 590 code for a protein of 163 amino acids. Gene Ontology annotation, biological process: protein arginylation. The record is from RefSeq and is a predicted model, not a curated record. Lineage: Eukaryota; Metazoa; Chordata; Actinopteri; Beloniformes; Belonidae. The transcript has 3 exons.
AAAACAACAACACCAACAAAACAACCGACGAACAGAGAUUUAUUUGAAGACUGAAGCUGUUCAGCCACACCCACUGGACUGCGUGCCAAGAUAUCACCAUGUCAGAAAAUAAAAACUGGAAGCUGCUGCAGGGAUCCAGAAUCACUGAUGACGGAAAGAAGAAAAAGAAGAAGAAAAAGAAAGCCUCAACAUCCACUCCUGUUCCGAGAAAUAAAGAAAAGCCCAUGGCUGUAUCUUUGUGUCCUGAGACUUCCCCGGUAUCCAAGCUGCCCCCCCUGGAUCCGCGUCGGACUCCAGGCCAACUUCCCAAGCUCAAAGCUACUGGUAAGAAGAACGGAAAGCAGUCCACUGGAAGUGUCCAGAAGAGCAAAAAAUACUCCAGGGAUUCACAGAGCUUGCUUCCAGUCACUCGUAAAACCAGCAGCAGCAAAGAUCCUGCACAUGUGACUGAGCUCCAGAUCCAGGCCAGGGAGUCUCUGAGGUGGGAAGGUGUAUUGCAGGAUCCCCAGGAAGAAGCAGAGAGGCUGGAGCAGUACAGGGCCAACAGGAGGCAGCGUUAUAUUGCACACAGAGAGGCUCUGUUGAAAUAAAUCCUCAGGACUGAUAUUUUUUUAAAUACAAAGGAAAUAUGAUAUGUCUUAUUCUGACUAACAAGUCUGUAUUUACUGCAUCCAAGGACAGAAAAUAAACAAAUACGUA